GAAGUUCCACUGUGGUAAUGCUAGUCUUUAUCUUAAAGACCAAGAGUCAUUCUGCAAAUUUGUGGUAUCAUUUCCCUAAACAACUCAGGACCGAACGGUACUUCUGUUCCUCACUUCUACAUUUCUGCAGAAGCUGAAACGCAGCUCUUGACUUUUUUUAAGCAUUACUAACAGACUUGAGAUAACUUUUUCAUCUACCAUGUAUAACUACGGAGUAGCAUUAACAUGUGAAGGAUGUAAUAAAUUAGACGUCUCUUCAUUUUAGAGAAAGAAGAUGGAAACAUCAUUGGUUUUCUUUUCUCAAUUAAAUAUGUGCGAAUCAAAAGAAAAAACUUUUUUCAAGUUAAUACAUGGUUCAGGAAAAGAAGAAACAAGCAAAGAAGCCAAACUCAGAGCUAAGGAAAAAAGAAACAGGUUAAGUCUGCUCUUGCAGAAACCUGAAUUUCAUGAAGAGACCCACUCCGGUAGAUCCGGGCACUUAGCCAAAGAAACGAGAAUCUCCCCUGCAGAAGCCGUGAUAUGGGGUGAAUCAUUUGACAAACUGCUCUCCCAUAAAGGUGGACUGGAGACUUUUACCAGAUUUCUUAAAACCGAAUUCAGUGAGGAAAACAUUGAAUUUUGGGUAGCCUGUGAAGAUUUCAAGAAAAGCAAAGACCCUCAACAAAUUAUCCUUAAAGCAAAAGCAAUAUAUGAGAAAUUUAUACAGAACGAUGCUCCGCAAGAGGUUAACCUUGAUUUCCACACCAAAGAAAUCAUUGCCAAGAGCAUCACCAAACCCACUCUCCACAGUUUUGAUGCUGCACAAAGCAGAGUAUAUCAGCUUAUGGAACAAGACAGUUACACACGUUUUCUGAAAUCUGACAUCUAUUUAGACUUGACAGAAGGAAGACCUCAGAGGCCAACAAAUCUUAGAAGACGGUCACGUUCAUUUACCUACAAUGAAUUCCAGGAUGUAAAGUCAGAUGUUGCCAUUUGGUUAUAAAGAAAAUUAAUUUUGCUCGUUUUGAUGGCAAACUUGUACAUUUGCUUCUAAGAUAUAGCAUGUUUAUGUCAACAAAUGGGUACAUCUUUUAAAAUAAAACACAUCAUGCGAAAGGAUUUUAAAAAUGUAAAUCAAAACUUUUAUUCUAACAGUGCAUACUGUCUCUGCCAACAUAUUCUGUAAAACCUUCCAUUUGACUUCACACCAUUCAUAAUCAUAAAAACUUAUUACUUAAUUAAAAGGCAGUAAUGAAGUAAUAACAAUGUUUUACAAGAUUGUAAAGCUAAGUAAAGUUUAAGCUUUUGUAAAAUUGUCAACAGUGUGACCAAACAUCUAGUUUGGAUUUUCUUCUAGAUAUAAAAAACAUAAUGCUCAGAUAUCAUAUAUUCAGACAACAUUUUUCAUAAUGGUGAAGACUCUAUCUCAGUUUUAGAGAGUAUGGAAGUGGUCUAGCUCUCACAAUGGGAGAGAACAAACAUUUAUUCUUGGGUUACUAACCCUGGCUCAAAAACACCAAUUUUUCUAACUUCUAGCUAUAAGCCAUCAACAGGAACGUUUGGGAGGGCACGUUCAUCUCUAUAGAACUUCCGGGUUAAGCGUAACCUAGGUUGCUGAUUGAGAAUGUGGUCCACAUUUGGGUUCAUUCCUAAGGGAGCAUGGACUUACCCAGUUAUACGGAGCACACUCCUGCUGGUCACGGAAACAUGCCCAGAUGAGGCAUAGCUCCACGUUAGGACUGAGUGGAGCAAAGAGAAGUUGCUACUGAGAUAGCGGCAGUCAGUCAUUUGAAUGGCCACCAGAGGAGGUUUAUUUCAGGAGUAAUUAGCCCUCGUCUUUGGACUUUUAGGAUUAGGGCAAAAAUUAGAAAUGGGAGGAGGUAAAGAAGCAAGGAGUUUGAGGUCCUAGAGAUCAGGCAUCUGCCGCAUUGGCUCAUAUUCAGGAAGUAUUCCGCCAGCCAUCACAGUCUUCUUCCGAAUCUGAUUGAAUCACUUAGUACUAUAUUAUUCAAAUAAGAUUAUGCUAAUUAGUAUGUAUGUCUCUACUUUAGGGAAAUAUUUAAUUUUAGAUAUGUGUUACAUGGUCUGUAAGUGUCUGUAUUUAAAGAUGCCAUACAUUUGCCUUUGGCAAAUGUUAUUUUAGUUGAAAUGUAAAAUGUAAAAAUCGUAGAUCACCUAUAAGAAUAAAUAUUUUAAUUUCUCCAUUCA
This is a messenger RNA of Equus caballus (horse), 2187 nucleotides long. It is a transcript of the gene RGS18, whose product is annotated as regulator of G protein signaling 18. The record is from RefSeq and is a predicted model, not a curated record. Lineage: Eukaryota; Metazoa; Chordata; Mammalia; Perissodactyla; Equidae.